AUGGGUGCCAGUACGAAAUUUGAUUUUGAUUGUGACACAAUGAUUUCGAAAAUGUUCCGAAUCUAUCUUGUUCUGUGCUUUUUUAUAUCAAUAUGUUUGUCUUGCCGUUUGCUCGUGCCCAGUGAACUGUUGAACGGAUGCAUAUUCGACCCCAUGAUUGUGAGUGUUUCUCAUGCUGGGUUUUCAAUAAGUCGCGAUAAUUGCAAUUCGGAAAUCGCCAAGCAUGUGUUUGCUGAACAACCAUUGGUUUACUACGGUCGCGCCCGAUCGGAUCGCACAUACACGGUAAUGAUGAUCGAUCCGGAUUAUCCACAUCAUCAAAACGGUCAAUUUUACUUACACUGGCUCGUUACAAAUAUUCCCGGUGAAUGGCUGCGUCAAGGUUUGACUUACGAUAUCGGUGAAUAUAUUGUUGGCUACACAGCACCCGACCCACCAGUUUUUUCAGGCGAGCACCGCUACAUGGUUUUUGCUUAUGAGCAACUGGAGCACGAAAUAGAAGUCCCCCAGCCAGAUUCACGUGCAAAGUUUGAUCCAAUUUCGUGGAUGGAAUCGUUUGGCGGAGAAGACGUGAUUCGUGGCCCUGUCGCAUCGAUCGGAUUUAAGUCCGAAUUUUAAUCAAUCGCCGCGUAUUCAUUUUAACAAAACGAAAACUCAACAUAUUAAUCAAGUAAAGAAGCAAGCGAUGAGAAUUCACAAAAGUUUCCAACACUCAAAUCGCUCUCUUAGAAUAUAAUAUUUAGCUCUAUCUUUAAAAUGUCAAAGUGUCGCGGAUUAAGUUUUGCUUUUGUUUUGUCUUGGCUUGGCUGUUGUGUGUGUGUGCGAGAGUGUUUGUGUUUUUUGGCUCUUUCUUCUUCAUUGAGAUUAGAUAGACAACCCACGCAGUAUCGUAGCUAAGUUUGAAAGAGUAAAACUCUUUAAUAUCUCAUACCUUGAAUAAAUAUGGAGAGAAAUAGAGGGAGAGAGAGAAAGACAAUAAUAAUAAUACACAAGAGACGCAAUAAGCACAAGCAAGCAGCGCCAGUCAAUGUGCACGCCGGUAUAUCACAUAGUACCAAUCAUUUUUGCAUCAGUUUUCAUUAAGAUUCAAUUGAAAAUUCAGCAUGCAAUCGCAAAAUCUUUAAUCUCCUUGAUAUAAUUAUCCAUGAUGAAAUUGCAGAGCUCAUUCAUGGCAAAAACCGAGCAAAUUCAUUCGGUUUCCCUCUGUACAAUAUGCGACUAGAGACCAAAUUAAUGUUGUCGUUUUUCCUGGAGUUCAUUUAUCAAACGAAAUGGAGAAAAAAGUGCACGGUGUUGCAUCUAGACUCUCUCCAUCUCUCUCUCUCUCUCGCUCAUUGAAAGGUGUGUGUUUGAAUGCUGGUUGUUUUUAUGCGUUCAUUGAGACACUGUUCAGCUACAAUCUUGUGCUAUAGUAACGGAGCGUGCGAUGUAAUCAUGCACUUCAUUCAAUUCCACAUAUGUCGAUAGGUACAUUGUCAAGCGUAGCGAGCGCAAAAAUUCAUUCAUAAAAUGGUUACACAAAGUGAAUAGACAGAGAGCAGAAAAAAAGCCAUGAGCUCGGUAAGUCUCUCGGGUGUCUUUGGCAAAUAAGCACACGAGUGUAAAACUGAAAAACAACACGACGCAGAAUACGAAAAAACAUACACACAUCAAACUCGACAAAUUUAUGAAUGAAAAUCUAUACUCCAUUGAUAUGAGGUGAGGCACACACGUCGUGUAUUUUCAGCAUGCUCAUACAUGCAAACUCCUCUGAGAGAAAGACAUAGCGAGAGAGAGAGAGAAAGAGAGAGAAGAGACUAUUAAAUUUCAGUUCUCAGUUCAUGUUUCAAUCAUAAGCCGAGAUUUGUAUUUAUGGUGCAUACAUGUAUGUAGCCAGUGCACGUCAAACGAGGUAAAUUACCUAAAAUUAUUCGCAGCUGAUCGCUUGUUUCCAUAAAUUCUCAACGAAAAAAAAACAACCAACUCAAAAUAGCGCACCUCACAUGAACUAUUGGACUUACCAAAAUAGGCAAGAAAGAAAAUAGCAAUAUCGUCAUCGUCAUAAACACACACACACACACACACACACAUGCAGCGAAAAAUGAAUGAAGGGAAAGGUUUUGAUUUUAUAUUAGACAAUUACAGCCAUGAAAACUAUGCGAUUGCACAAACAAUUAUAUUCAAAACGGUUUUUAAUGAUUAUUUUGGUCACAAUUUGGACGAAAUUAAAUCGGUUGUGUUGAGUGACAUAUACAUUCAUUUCCAUAGCUUGUGCGCGGUUAGCGCUCGUUUGCCAUUUUAUUUUCAUGAUAUUACGUCAUUUUCAAAGUGAAUUCAUAUUUGCCAUACAUGCAUUUAAACCUUUUCGACCGACUUGCAUACCGCCAGUACAUAAGCACUAGAAUAAUAAUGUAAUUGUUAUUCACAUAAAUUCUAUUGCACCAUAAAAAUUUUGAUGAAUCGACGCAAAUUGCAAACCAGGUGAACGAACACACACAACAAAAAAAAAAGACAAGGAAUCCACCAAA
Contarinia nasturtii (swede midge) is the source of this 2507-nucleotide messenger RNA. RefSeq names its product protein RICE FLOWERING LOCUS T 1-like. The coding region runs from base 1 to 618 and encodes 205 amino acids. NCBI's taxonomy places the organism in Eukaryota, Metazoa, Arthropoda, Insecta, Diptera, Cecidomyiidae. The transcript is spliced from 9 exons. The record is from RefSeq and is a predicted model, not a curated record.